Molecule: messenger RNA, 987 nt
Organism: Equus quagga
Lineage: Eukaryota; Metazoa; Chordata; Mammalia; Perissodactyla; Equidae
Gene: RBFOX3
Product: RNA binding fox-1 homolog 3
Exons: 11
Coding region: 1-987 (328 amino acids)
Biological process (GO): nervous system development; regulation of alternative mRNA splicing, via spliceosome
Cellular component (GO): nucleus; cytoplasm
Molecular function (GO): mRNA binding
Source: RefSeq, a predicted model, not a curated record
AUGGCCCAGCCCCACCCCCCCCCCCCCCCCCCCCCCCCCCCACAGAAUGGCAUCCCCGCCGAGUACGCCCCGCCCCCACCGCACCCCACGCAGGACUACUCGGGCCAGACCCCGGUCCCCCCGGAACAUGGCAUGACCCUGUACACACCAGCACAGACCCACCCCGAGCAGCCGGGCACGGAGGCCAGCACACAGCCCAUUGCUGGGGCCCAGACAGUGCCGCAGACAGACGAGGCGGCACAGACGGACAGCCAGCCGCUCCACCCCUCCGACCCCACAGAGAAGCAGCAGCCCAAGCGGCUACACGUCUCCAACAUCCCCUUCCGGUUCAGGGACCCCGACCUACGGCAAAUGUUCGGGCAAUUCGGAAAAAUUUUAGACGUGGAGAUCAUUUUUAACGAGCGGGGCUCCAAGGGUUUUGGGUUUGUAACUUUUGAAACUAGCUCAGAUGCUGACCGAGCCCGGGAGAAGCUGAAUGGGACGAUCGUAGAGGGACGGAAAAUUGAGGUCAAUAACGCCACGGCCCGAGUCAUGACCAAUAAGAAGACUGCCAACCCCUACACCAACGGCUGGAAGCUAAACCCCGUGGUAGGCGCAGUCUACGGGCCUGAGUUCUAUGCAGUGACCGGGUUCCCCUACCCCACCACGGGCACAGCCGUUGCCUACAGGGGCGCGCACCUACGGGGCCGGGGCCGGGCCGUGUAUAAUACGUUUCGGGCUGCGCCGCCCCCGCCCCCGAUCCCAACUUAUGGCGCGGUCGUGUAUCAGGACGGCUUUUAUGGUGCUGAGAUUUAUGGAGGCUAUGCGGCCUACAGAUAUGCUCAGCCAGCAGCGGCGGCAGCAGCGGCAGCCUACAGUGACAGUUACGGCAGAGUCUACGCGGCUGCUGACCCCUAUCACCACACCAUUGGCCCUGCGGCGACCUACAGCAUUGGGACCAUGGCUAGCCUCUGCCGAGGAGGGUACAGCCGCUUCACCCCCUACUAG